CAGAGAAUCACAGGCAUGCAGACGCUCCAAUUAGAGCUCCUCGGGCUUUCUCGCAUCGACGCAGAGUGAUUCUGGGCCAGGAGCGGUCCCACGGAGAGCCACCUUGCCAAGAGAGGAGGGGGAGGAAGAAAAGACACAUGGGUGUAUUUAUAGAAAAAUGAGGCCUUACAAUACCCUUUUUGGAGAGAGAAUUAUUAAGGAACCGAGGUGCGCGGGUGCACGCGUCCCAGUUUUCUGAUUAACACUGUGCAAGCAGGCUGGCCCUAGGAUGAAUCAGGGAUGAGAUGCAGGACUAACUCCUUGACAUACUCACAGGAAGAGACUGCACUUGCUUUUCAUGCACACUCACCCUUUGCUCAUGAGGAGACUGCUGUGGUUUCAGGGAGGAGGAAUGGGGCAGUAUUUUGAGUUUGUCACCUUUUCUCUUUGACUUUGGGUUGUGGGUGGUGGGGAUAUUAUUUUUUUAAAAACACUACACUUGAGAAGACUGGAUAACAGCCUCCUAGCAGGCCACCGGGUAUCUGACAUUCAAGAUGAAGAAAUUUUUGCAAAACAAAAAGGGCAGAUACUCUUUCCGCCAGAGCAAACGGGGCUCUCGGUAUCCAGCCAAAGAUUUCUUCCUCAGCAUGCCGACAUCCAACCAGGGCUGGCCUGAGGAUUUUGGCUUCCACCUUGGUGGGGCUGGACCUAGCUACAUCUUGUCAGUGGAGGAAGGCAGCAGUGCCCACCUGGCAGGGUUGCAGGCAGGGGACCAGGUCCUGGAGAUCGAAGGCCACAAUGUGUCGACGCUAGGUCCUCAAGCUGUCAUCGCCAUCGCCCAGACUCAGAAGAACAUCCCUCCCAGCAUUGGAGUGGUGUCCCGCAUACAGCAGAUGGACAUCACGCCAGGUCCAGAUGGUCGUUUUGGGUUUACCAUUGUGGGAGACUGCCCCCUACUGGUGGAGGACUGCUCUCCUUGUUCUCCAGCUGGCCGUGCAGGCCUGAGGGCUGGGGAUUAUGUCAUGGAAGUGAACGGUAUCCCAGUCAGGCAGCACGAGAUGGCUGCGGCACUAAUCAAGGCAUCCCAGGGGAGGACACUCCGCCUGGGAGUGCUGUGCCUUGGGCCAAGGCACAAAUGGAGCAUCAGCAUAGAGGACAGUCAGAUGGGUGGAGAGGGGGCGAGACUGGACCGCAAACACAAGGCUCUGGAGUUCAACAGGAAGGUCGACCAGAUUUUAGGUGACGAUCCCGAAGUGAAAGAGAGACUCUUUGCUGUGCUGAAGCAGUACGCCGCAGAGAAGAAAGUUGAGUGGUUAGCUUCUGUCCUGCCGGACAUACUCACCACUGACGAACAUCGACAGCUCAUCUCCAGCAUCAGAAUCUUCAUUCCCAAGAAGCACCGGCAGCGCUUCGACGACACCGUCUCCCAGAACGUAAUCAACCGACUCUGCCGCAGCAAGAGCAUCAGCGAGCCGCAUGGCAGAAUCCGUCGCAGUCGGAGCGAGGAUCACUCCGACCGCCACCGCGGGUCCAAACGGGCCAGCUCAGUGCCAAGGGAUGGAGGAGAACCCGGAGGGAGGGGAGAAGCGGAGAGAGACAGGGGCUUAAGGAAGUCCGUCUCAGGGAUACCCGUGCAUCCCCCCAUUGGACCCAAUCAGAGGAUCGUCCGUGUCUACAGGGGGAAGAAGAACUUUGGCUUCACGCUGCGGGGUCACGCUCCCGUCUGCAUCGACUCCGUCAUCCCAGAUAGUCCCGCCGAGGAAUGUGGACUGAAAACAGGCGACCGUAUCCUCUUUCUCAACGGACUGGACAUGAGGAACUGCUCCCAUGAGAAGGUGGUGUCUAUGCUGCAGGGCAGCGGGGCAGUGCCCACUCUCGUGGUGGAGGAGGGUCCAUCUGACUUUUCUUCAGACCAAACAGAUGCAGAUGAAUCCUCUAGUCUGGCCCCCACCACAUUGCCACGCUCUAGGUCUCCUGGUCUCAGUUCUCUGCAGUGGGUUGCAGAGAUUCUUCCACCGAGCAUCAAAGUCCACGGGCGGACUUUCAGCCAGCAGCUGGAGCACCUGCUGACCAUCCAGGAGAGAUACAGUGUCUGCAAAGCUUUAGAGACAUUCUUCCAGCACAGGAACGUGGACACCCUGAUCGUGGACGUGUUUCCAGUGUUGGACACUCCAGCCAAGCAGCUGAUCUGGAAGUUCAUCUACCAGCUGCUGACCUACGAUGAACAGGAGCGCUGCCAGGGCAAGCUGUCUCGUUUCCUUGGCUACAAGAGCAACGCAUUAUUAGAGCCUGACAACGGUCCAGAGCACCACCGGCGCAGCAGCUCCAUGCGGGUGACGGGGUCGUCGUACCGCAACAACGUCCGAGAGAGGAGCUCCGAUGACUGCAUCAUUGGGACUCACCUAGGAAUGGGAAUUCAUAUCGAUGAAUCCGGGAGCCCGGAGGAGAGGCAGUCAGGAGAUGGAACCUCCUUCCCCGAGUCCCCUGACCUCAAUCAUAUGACAGGUGUGUAUACGGAGCUGGAGAACGUGUACGCAGGAAAGAGUGUGCCUCCACUGCAGUGCGGCUCCUCACCAGAGCCCGAGAGCCCUCUCUCUCCCCUCACACUCCCCACCCUCACAGGUAAUCGUAAAUCUGGCCUGUCCCUGUCUUGGAAGGAGCCUCUUCCCACUCCCGUGUAUGAAAUCCACCAUCAAAGCAGCAUAGACUCCAACCCUUAUGUCAGUCUGGAGAGCCCCCCGGCCUCCCCUCAUCACUCAGACAGCGGCCACAACGUGCUGACCCACCGCAAAAAACUGUUCACCUUCUCCCGGCCGCCACGCAGCCGAGACACAGACAAGUUCCUGGACUCCCUGAGCGAGCAGCUGGGCCACCGGGUCACUCUGGUGGAUGACUUCGUGCCCGGGGAGAACGACUACGAGGAGAUAUAUCAAGGUGGUUGUCAUGGUUUCAGAAGAAGAGUUGUGCCUAUGAGCUUCCAGGAGGACCAGGAAAUCGGCUUCAUGCCCCGGCAGCUCAGCAGCGGCAGUGAGGAUCACAGCAGCAGCGACGAGGCCUCCUCUCCCUGCUACUCCUCUGGAUCCGAACCGAUCCCACCACCUCCCACCCAAAGCCCCCCGCCUCCUCCGCCCUUGCAGGCUCUCAUACCCCCUCCCAUUCCGUUUACCGACCCUCUCCCACCAGUGCGCUUCUCACCCGAGCACGUGCCCCGCAGCCGGAUGCCCUUCCAACCGCACCACCCCAUCAUCCCUCCUCCUCCACCCCCCCCGAGGACCAUCCUGUCCAGCCGCUCUCCCCUACACAAAAAGCACCCGAGCAGAGACGAAAAUGAGAAGACUCUCCAGCGCUUCCAACCCACCACCCGCCUCGGCCACACAACCCUGACCUCCACCAAAACCUUGCGCUCCCGCCCCACCUACCUCCCACGACAGUUCAGCCAGCCUCAGCCUAUCCGCCAGCCCUCCCCGCAGCCCUCCCCGCAGCUGCUGAGGCCGAGCCAGCUCGUCCUGCAGAGGCACCACCAGCUCCACCACCAACACAGCUACCAGGGCCCACUGCCGCCGUCCCUCCAGGAGCACAGCCCAUCCCAAUGUCAGAGCCAGGGCCACGCGGGCUCCUCGCUGCUCUCGCAGCCUCCAACCUCUCACUCCACCCUCCCCAGUCACAUGAAGACCUUGGAAACCACAAGGCAGGAACACCACACCUCCAAACAGGCUCCACCACCACCUCCUCCACCAUUACCUCCUCCUUGUGACCCACCUCCGCUGCCCAAGCCGGGCCAGCAAGCCUCAGACGUUAACCACAUGAGUGUAAAGAGGCUCCGCUGGGAGCAGGUGGAGAACUCUGAGGGAACAAUAUGGGGUCAGCUCGGGGAGGAUUCAGAGUAUGACAAGCUCACCGACAUGGUGAAGCACUUAGACCUGGACCUGCACUUUGGGACUCAACGCAGAUCCAUCUCUCCUCCAGAGCCAGCCUUCCAGCCAGAGAACUUAAAAAAGAAAGACGUGGUGGAGAUUCUGUCUCAUAAGAAAGCCUACAAUGCCUCCAUCCUCAUCGCCCAUCUGAAAAUCUCCCCCGAAGAGCUGCGUCAGGUGUUGAUGAACAUGACCACCGACAGGCUGGAGCCGGCCCACAUCAAGCAGCUGCUGCUGUAUGCCCCAGACGAAGAAGAGGUGAAACAGUACGAACAGUUUGAUCAGGACCCGGGCAAGCUGAGCGAGCCGGACCAGUUCAUUUUCCAGAUGCUAAUGGUGCCUGAUUAUAAGACUCGCCUGCGGAGCCUCUACUUUAAAACGACCCUACAGGAGAGGACGGAGGAGAUGAAGAUCGCGUACGAUUACAUCUACAAGGCUUCAGUGGAGCUCAGGAGCAGCAAGAAAUUAGCCAAGAUCCUGGAGUUUGUUCUUGCAAUGGGAAAUUACCUGAACAACGGGCAGCCGAAGAGCAACAGGACGACCAGUUUUAAGAUCAACUUCCUAACUGAGCUAAGCACAACCAAAACAGUAGACGGGAAAUCCACCUUUCUCCACAUUUUGGCCAAGUCUUUGUGCCAACACUUCCCAGAGCUGCUCAGCUUUCCCAGAGACCUCACAACAGUGCCUCUGGCAGCUAAAGUGAACCAGAGGGCCAUUACAACAGAGCUGAGUGACCUUCACUCCACCGUGCAGGACAUCAGGGCGGCCUGUCAGAAGAUCCAGUCUACCCCUGACGAUCACUUCACUUCAGUCAUGAGUACUUUCCUGGAGAACAGCCACCCUGCGAUCCAGUCUCUUGAAUCUUUGCAGACCAGAGCCAUGGAGGAGUUCUCCAAGGUGGCCUCCUACUUUGGAGAGGACAGCAAGUCCUCCAGCACAGAGACCUUCUUUGGCAUUUUUUCAGAGUUCGUAUCCAAGUUUGAGAGAGCUCUCAGUGAGAUCCAGACUCCAGAAAACCCCAGAAGCCCCAGACUGUCUUCCCCUUUGGCCUGGUAGAAGCAAGAAAUGCGGGCAGAUGUCGGGCCAAACCGAAAAGGCCGGCCGGCUCUCAGUUUUCACUCUGCUCUCCAUAACCAAAGUGCCAAGAUCACACACAGACACUCAAACCAACGGGAACAGAGACCACGUCAUCUAUAGCAAACACAAUGGAAAUGCGCUGUAUCUGUAUGUAGAUAAACCACAAGUUAACGAGUGCCCCGUGUGCAGCAGUGCUAUUACUUCAGGUGCUGGUAGAGCAGGACGAUUCAGGUGUCCACAGAUCAAUAGGAACUCCACAGCACACACGCAAUACUCCCGCCACUUAUCAACGUUAUUUACAUCUCUUUUUAAUGCGCAUUAAUUGGUAAAUUUGUAAAGAUUGUUAGAAGGAAGCCUUUCAAGGCCCUUGAUUGUGAUGCUGCAUUAAAGCGAGGUUUAAGCAACGACAACAACUGGUAUGACUAUUUACAUGUUUAUUAUACGACUAUAUAAAGUUUAUAUUUUCUAUCAGAUCAUAUUUGAAAAUUGUAAAGACGAAGCAUAAAUGUAGGCUGAUGACAGUUAUCUGGACUCAAGAUGACUGACAGGUGUAGUUCAGUGUUAGUGUUUGAUGGUGCGCUCACUGCCUCCCAUACUGCAGGAUAUAUUUUAAACAUUCAGAAAUAGUAGACGGUAGGAGUUUUUAAACAAUUUAUGUCCAAAUUGUGAAUCUAGAACAUGAAUUGUAUGACUUGUAGUCAUAUUUAUUUCCUUUACUGUGACAUCUAUGAUGAAAAUCCUUUUUCUUUUCUCUUCUGAUAGAGGCGAGUUAAAGUCACACACACCCAGCUCUGGUCCUAAAGUGUUGAGGAUCUGAUGUCUAUGGAAGCAAAGCAAGGCCGUAAAGAUUGUAGAAAUUUACAAAUUUAAGUUUUAUUAAUAUUUUAAUUUUUCUUCUUCUUGUUAU
This is a messenger RNA of Pundamilia nyererei, 5877 nucleotides long. It is a transcript of the gene grid2ipb, whose product is annotated as glutamate receptor, ionotropic, delta 2 (Grid2) interacting protein, b. Gene Ontology annotation, molecular function: protein binding. The record is from RefSeq and is a predicted model, not a curated record. The transcript has 26 exons. Lineage: Eukaryota; Metazoa; Chordata; Actinopteri; Cichliformes; Cichlidae. The coding region runs from base 534 to 4949 and encodes 1471 amino acids.